AUGAACAAUCAGUGGGUCGUUCCAUAUAAUCCUUACUUACUAACUAGAUACAACUGUCACAUCAACGUUGAAUCUUGUGCGGAAAUAAAAGCUAUAACGUAUAUGAACAAGUACAUAUAUAAAGAACAUGAUAGAUGCGCUAUUUAUAUUGAAUCAGAUGAUGGAGAAAAAGCUGUUGAUAAAAUUCUAAGCUUUCAAGAUGCACGUUGGGUCACUGCACCAGAAGCACUAUGGAGACUUUAUGAAUUCAAUCUCAGUGAAAUGCAGCCUCUAAUCAUUAACCUUCAACUGCAUCUUUCGAAUAGACAAUCAGCUAACCCAGCAGAAGGCGAAAGGUAUUAUUUGCAAUUAUUACUGAAUCACGUACAAGGACCAACUUCAUUUGAUUCAUUAUUGUCUGUUAAUGGAAGAUCAUGUGAAACAUUCAAAGAAGCUGCAAAAGAAAAAGGUUUACUGGAAUUAGAUAACAGCAUUUCUGAAUGCCUGCGUGAAGCAGUCGUCUUCAAAAUUCCAUCAGCUUUGAGAAAUUUAUUUGCGAUAAUUUUGGUUCAUUGUAAUCCUACGGAUAGGUUGGAUGAUGGAAUUAUAUCAGAAUGCAGAGAAAUAGGAGAAGAGAAAUCUAUAAUAGUGCCUUUAGAAGAUUUGGAUGCACAGACAAAACUAAAUCCUAAACAAGAGCAAGCAUUCAAGAUUAUAUUGGAAAGGGUCGAUACUGAAAAUUCGGGAUUAUUUUUUAUUGACGGACCUGGUGGGACUAAAAAAAUAUUCCUAUAUCGCACAAUACUUGUAAAUAUCAAAUUGAGGGGGAUGAUAGCUUUAGCAACGACAACAAGUGGUGUAGCUGCAACUCUUUUAUCGGGAAAUUGUACAACACAUUCUAGAUUUGAGAUACCACUUCAAACAACUGAUACGACAACCACACGUAUGUCAAAGCAAGGUGGUGGAGCUAAAUUGAUUAAAAAAGCCAAGAUGAUUAUUUGGGACGAAGCACCUAUGGCUAGCCGUCGGACAAUUAAAACAGUUGAUAGGAGCUUUAGAGAUAUAUUGGACAUUGAUGAACCCUUUGGUGGAAAAGUAGUAGUUUUUGGAGGCGAUUUCCGUCAGGUACUAUCAAUAAUUCCAAAAUCUACCAGGGCUGAAACGGUAAAUGCAAGUUUGGUCAAAUCGUAUUUGUGGCAUCGAAUGCAAAGGAUUAAAUUAACAAGAAAUAUGAGGGCACGAACAGACCCACCAUUUAGUGAAUUCUUAUUACGUAUAGGUAAUGGUGAGAAGCCUACAAUAAAAGAUGAUUUGGUACUUUUUCCAAAACAACUGGUUAUUGAAAAUAAGAGCAGUACUGGUGAAAAUGCCUUACUGGACCAAAUAUUUUCGUCACUGGAUAAAAAUGCAACUUGUGCAAAAUACAUGACAGAACGGGCUAUCCUAGCUAGCAGAAACAAAUACGUAGAUCAGCUAAAUGAAAUGUUAAUUUCCAGAUUUUCUGAUGAAAGCAAAACAUUUCUUAGUUUCAACUCUGCAGAGGAUGACACCAAUAAUUACUAUCAAGAAGAUUACUUGAAUACACUAACACCAAGUGGUCUACCUCCACACAGGUCUGUUCUUUAUUAUUUAUUUCGUAUGUUCUUUAUUAUUUAG
Capsicum annuum is the source of this 1635-nucleotide messenger RNA. Its product is annotated as ATP-dependent DNA helicase PIF2-like. Lineage: Eukaryota; Viridiplantae; Streptophyta; Magnoliopsida; Solanales; Solanaceae. Gene Ontology annotation, molecular function: DNA helicase activity. The record is from RefSeq and is a predicted model, not a curated record. Gene Ontology annotation, biological process: telomere maintenance; DNA repair. The coding region runs from base 1 to 1635 and encodes 544 amino acids. The transcript has 3 exons.